Molecule: messenger RNA, 537 nt
Organism: Ilex paraguariensis (yerba mate)
Lineage: Eukaryota; Viridiplantae; Streptophyta; Magnoliopsida; Aquifoliales; Aquifoliaceae
Source: the annotation of a GenBank genome assembly
AUGAGGCCUGCUAGCUUCUCUCUAUUCCUCUUCUUCUUGCUCUUCAUCCAUGGCACCAAAGCUAAGAAUCUCAUCCAUGAAACCUGCAGAACAUGUGCCCAAAGUGACCCAAACAUAAACUACACCUUCUGUGCAUCAUCCCUUCAAGCAGCUCCGGCGAGCCGGCGUGCCAGUGUCCGGGGACUCGGGUCGAUCUCAAUCACUCUCAUUGAACACAACGUGACUGACACAAGGCAUUUUAUCAAACAUUUGAUGGGCAUGAAAUUGGAUUCGUAUGUAAAGGAAUGUUUGAGUGAUUGCUUUGAUCUUUAUACAGACGCUAUAGAUUCAGUACAAAAGGCCAGGGAACAGUACAAUUCUAAGCAGUACGAUGAAGCUAACGUAGUGAUAAGUACAGUUUUGGACGCUACAAGUACUUGUGAAGGUGGGUUUACGGAGAAGAAAGGGUUAGUUUCACCAUUGACGGAGAGGAAUAACGAUACGUUUCAGUUAUCCGCCAUUGCUCUUUCUAUUAUGCAUAUGGUGCAGACUGGGUAA